UGUGUGUGUGUGUGUGUGUGUGUGAUAUCGCAGACGUCACAGCCUGCCUGCCGUUGGUCCAGUUCAGUUCAGUUCAGUUGAGAUCAGAUCGGAUCAGAGCCGUUGGUUCUCUGCGGAGGUUAACUGAACUAAAUCGGGACUUGAAGUCCAGCCUAACCCGGGACAGCUCACAGUCUGAACCGGGACACUUAUUUUUUUAAUUUUUACUUAACCCGAUAUAAGCACCAUAAACAGCCGGGGCGGAGGGAGGGACCGCCGCCGUUAACGUAACGUCCGUGACGUCGGUCCGCCCGGGCUGCUGCUCCCGCUGUGUUUACUACCACGCUGUUCGUCAGGAGGGUCCUCAUCGGCGUUUCCGUUAGUGAUCGAUCGAUCCGAUUUGUAGCCUAAUCGUGGGAUCGAUAAGUGUGUGAUGAUGGAGAGGAAGAGGACGGACUGUCCCGCUCUGCCGCCCGGCUGGAAGAAAGAAGAAGUGAUCAGGAAGUCCGGACUGAGCGCUGGAAAGAGCGACGUCUACUACUACAGUCCUUCAGGGAAGAAGUUCAGGAGUAAGCCUCAGUUGUCCCGUUACCUCGGAAACACAGUGGAUUUGGGAUGUUUCGACUUCAGGACGGGGAAGAUGAUGCCUGGAAAAAUGCAGAAGAACAAACAGAGACUCCGACACGACCCGCUCAGCUUGGCCAAGGGAGGUAAACUAGACCUGAACACAGCUCUGCCUAUCAGACAGACAGCGUCCAUCUUUAAACAGCCCGUUACCAAGGUUACGAGUCACCCCGGCAACAAGGUGAAGACAGACCCGCAGAGAGGGACUGAGCAGCCCCGACAGCAACAGGAAGUGUUUGGUUGGCAUUAUAACACAGCAGCAGGCUCCAACAAGACAAGAAGCUCAUCAGAAAACAACAAGACUGAAAACUGCCUCUGUCUGCAGCUGUUUUGGGAGAGGAGAUUGAAAGGUCUACGAUCAUCAGACAUCACAGAGGAAGCCCUACGGACCAUGGACCUGCCCAAAGGACUGCAGAGUGUUGGUCCAGACUCCAGUGAUGAAACUCUGCUCUCGGCCAUUGCCAGCGCUCUGCAUAUGAGCUCCGCUCCGAUAACAGGACAGACGUCUGUAGCUGCUGAGAAAAACCCGGCAAUCUGGCUGAACACGUCCCAGCCUCUCUGCAAAGCCUUCACAGUCACUGAUGAACACAUCAGGGAACAGGAACUGAAAGUGUACCAGGCCAGGAGGAGUCUGGAGGAGGCACUGAUGGCCGAUGGUUUGGCGCGGGCCGUCGAAAACACUCGGGAGCUGCUGGAGGGGAAGACGGCCUGAAAACGGACAGAGUCCCUCUGUUCACCAGCCUCAGGUUUAUCAUCAUCUUCAUCUUAAUCCAGACAACAAACCAAACACAGACCACCCAGAGACUGAAGACUCAGACUCAGCUUCAACCUUCCUGUUAUAGAAAUCGUUCAGAUGAGAUGAUCUCAUCGGCAUCUGGAAAUCUGGUGAUUUUCCAGAACAACAGCAGCAACAACGGGAACAGAGACCACAGCAAUAAUGACAUCAACAAUGACAAAAACACCAGCAACAACUACAAUAUGUAAACACACAACUGUAGCAGCAACAGAAACUGCAACAUAGGAAUACUGGGAGCAACAGCAGCAAUGAGUUGAGUAUCUACCAGCUUGGAGCAACAGCCGAAGCCUUUAAUCCUCUCUGUGAUUAUCAUCUGUACAAACUUUACAACAAGCGCUUGUCUCACUUUUCAAACUCUUAAUUAUUUUUAAUAUAAGGGUGAUAAAAAUAAUAAUACUGAAGAGCUAUGCCCUCAUCGAACCCAAAGUCAGGUUGCAAACUGCUGGACGGCUUUUGCUAACUCUACUAACUCUUAAUGAGCUCUUUGACGAUUUUUGGUUGCUUGUGGUAUCAGAUUGUCGUCGUUUUAAGUCUUCAGGGGUUUUAAUUAAAUAAUGAGAAUUUACAUGAAUAUGAAAUAGAACAAUUGCUUAUUUAAGACAAAUUUUAUACCUUGAGAGAACAUACGUGUACAUUUCUUGGACUGGAGUAAAUAAAUAAUUAUAUUCACA
Messenger RNA from Larimichthys crocea (large yellow croaker), 2070 nucleotides. RefSeq names its product methyl-CpG binding domain protein 2 (gene mbd2). Gene Ontology annotation, molecular function: methyl-CpG binding. Gene Ontology annotation, cellular component: nucleus. Gene Ontology annotation, biological process: DNA methylation-dependent constitutive heterochromatin formation; negative regulation of transcription by RNA polymerase II. The record is from RefSeq and is a predicted model, not a curated record. NCBI's taxonomy places the organism in Eukaryota, Metazoa, Chordata, Actinopteri, Sciaenidae. The coding region runs from base 413 to 1315 and encodes 300 amino acids. The transcript has 7 exons.